AUGUGCCACUUUCGGUCUCCUCACACUGCUGCCAGGUCCAUACUGAUUCAUGGCCCCCUGCCUCUGUAUGGCCUUCAAUUUAAGCUGCUUACGCUUCGCCACUCUGCCAUGGGCCCCUGUACCGCCUCCUCUUGCUGCUGCCAGGUCCAGAGUGUGUCAUGGGUCCCUCUACGGCCUCCCAUUGCUGCUGACUUCAUCGCCAGACUCUGCCAUGUGCCACUUUCAGGUCUCCUUACACUGUUGGUGGGUUCCAUUUUGUGAUAGGGUGCUGUAUGGCCUUCCAUUGCUGCUGCCUCCACCGCCACCCUGCGCCAUGUGCCUC
Molecule: messenger RNA, 322 nt
Organism: Staurois parvus
Lineage: Eukaryota; Metazoa; Chordata; Amphibia; Anura; Ranidae
Source: the annotation of a GenBank genome assembly